AAGAUGCUAAGAAGUCGCGUUCCGUCGUCGACUCAUUGAACGAUACAAGAAAUCGCUUUCAACUUGUUGAAGUCGCGUGGCUGAAACACGUUAGACAAUUGGACACUCGGAGGCCGGUACGUUACGAGAAGCUGCCGCCGUUGGAUAGCUUUUGCCGGUUAAAUUCGCGGAAUCGUGUGGAAAGUGAGUUUGCGAAUAGAAAGGAAUAUACGAAAGAAUUCAGAACAAUGGCUGAUUAGAUUUAACGCCAAAAUUCCAAGUGCUGUGUCGAUUUAAAUUUUUUGUUUGGUUUUGUAAAAAGUGUGUCGUGUGAAAAUGUCGCCCCCGAGGAGCCUUGAAUUACCAUUUAGCCGCCUGCCAAGUGCCACCGCAGUUCUUGCCGUCCUUGCCGUGAUAUGGACGGUAGUUGUCCGGCCGGCGGGCGCUCAGUGCUCCUGGGAAUACCAGCCCUCCAGCGUAAAGUGCCACCUGAGGAUCCUGGAGUCACAAGGGCUCAAUCUACAGGUGGCCGAGUCAGCUGACCGUCUCGACAUAGAGUGCAGCGAGACGCUCCUCUUCCAGAGUGAGUUGCCGGCCGAGGCGUUUGCGCGCCUCCCAAAACUCAGCGAGCUGCAAAUCGAGUCCUGCCGACUGUUGAAACUGCCUCCGAACGCCUUCAAAGGACUAAAUUCGCUAAGGAGGCUCGCGGUGAAUACGCGGAACAGCAUCUGGGGCGCCGGGAAAAGUCUCGAAGUGUUCACGAGUUCCCUGAACGGAUUGCGCGAGUUACAAGUGCUGGAUCUUAGUGAGAACAAUUUGCGGCAAUUGCCGGAAGGUGUGUGGUGUCCCUUGGGCAAUUUGCAAAUCUUGAACCUAACGCAUAACCGCCUGCGAUCCGCGGACAGUCUCGGUUUCGGGGAUCUACCCUGUACGGGCGCGGGCGGCUCUGAGCUGCAAGUGUUGGACGUCAGCCACAACGAGCUUCGGUCGAUCCCCGACAAUUGGGGAAUUUCGCGUUUGAGGCGGCUAAACGACCUUAAAUUGGAAUUCAAUAACAUCACCGAAAUCUCGCCGGAUGCCCUGUCUGGGCUGGCAUCCUUGAAGAUAUUCAACAUCAGCUACAAUCAUCUGGAAACGCUACCAACCGAUAUUUUCGCCGGCAACAAACAGCUCCGGGAGAUCCACCUGCAACACAACCAAAUUUACGACCUCCCCAAAGGAAUCUUCCAUCAUCUGGAGGAACUCCUCGUGUUGGAUCUGAGCGGAAAUCAGCUGACCAGCCACAACGUUGAUAACGCAACGUUUUCGGGUCUGAUUCGUCUGGUUGUCCUGAAUUUAGCGAACAACGCGCUCACUCGAAUUGGCGCAAAAACCUUCAGCGAGUUGUACUUCCUCCAGAAUCUGGACUUGCGUAACAAUUCGAUUGGUCACGUGGAGGAGGGCGCGUUCUUGCCACUUUACAACCUACACACACUCAACUUGGCAGAGAAUAGGCUGCACACCCUCGACAACAAGCUAUUCAAUGGGCUCUUCAUCCUGACUAAGCUCACCCUCAAUAAUAAUCUCAUAAACAUAAUUGAGUCACAAGCGUUCCGCAAUUGUUCAGAUCUUAAGGAGCUGGACCUAAGCUCGAAUCAAUUGACCGAAGUGCCCGAAGCGAUCCAGGAUUUAGCAGUGCUGAAAACCCUUGACUUGGGGGAGAACCAGAUUUCUGGAUUCCAAAACGGAUCCUUCCGCAAUUUGAAUCAGCUCACAGGAUUGCGGCUGAUUGACAAUCAGAUUGGGAAUAUUACGAUUGGAAUGUUCUGGGACCUGCCGCGAUUAAGCGUUCUGAACUUGGCAAAGAACAGGGUUCAGGCAAUCGAGCGGGGAUCCUUCGACAAAAACACCGAACUCGAAGCAAUUCGAUUGGACCGAAACCUCCUGACCGAUAUCAACGGGGUGUUUGCGACCCUCGCAUCACUUCUUUGGCUGAAUCUGUCAGAGAAUCAUUUAGUCUGGUUCGACUACGCGUUCAUCCCUAGCAAGCUCAAGUGGCUGGAUAUCCACGGGAAUUAUAUUGAGGCGCUUGGGAAUUAUUAUAAACUACAAGAGGAGAUUAGAGUGAAAACGCUGGAUGCUAGUCACAACAGAAUCACCGAAAUCGGCCCCAUGUCCGUCCCGAACACAAUCGAGCUGCUGUUCAUCAACAACAACCUCAUUAAUACGAUCCACCCCAACACAUUCGUGGACAAGACCAGCCUCACCCGGGUCGACCUAUAUGCAAACAUGAUUUCCAAGCUGCAGCUCCACAACCUCCGUGUCGCCCCUGCGCCUGACGAAAAGAUGGUUCCGGAAUUCUACUUGGGCGGAAAUCCGUUCGAGUGCGACUGCUCCAUGGAGUGGCUGCAGCGAGCGGACAGCUUGACCUCACGACAACACCCCCGGAUCAUGGACUUGGCCAACAUCGAAUGUCUGAUGCCGCACAGCAGAAGUGCCCCCAUUCGAGCCCUGACCAGCCUCUCCAGCAGUGACUUCCUGUGCAAGUACGACACCCACUGCUUCGCCCUGUGUCACUGUUGUGAUUUCGAUGCCUGCGACUGCGAGAUGACCUGCCCGACCAACUGCAGCUGCUACAACGACGACCGAUGGGGCACAAACAUCGUGGACUGUGGGCGGCAAAAUACCAAUCAGCUCCCAAGCAAACUGCCCAUGGAUGUCACCGACUUGUACCUUGACGGAAACAACUUGCCUGUGCUGCAAAAUCAAAUCUUUAUCGGCCGGAAGAACCUGCGUUCUGUGUAUCUGAAUGCGAGCAACGUGAUGACGGUGCAGAAUCAAACAUUCGCUGGAUUGGCAGCGCUCGAGAUAUUACACCUGGAGAACAAUAAGCUACAGACCCUGCAAGGGAGUGAGUUUAGUGGGCUGAGUUCCCUGAAGGAGCUAUACUUGCACAACAAUCAACUUUCGUUUAUCGGGAAUAACACCUUGGCCGAUCUGACUUCACUGAGGGUUCUCAGGAUAGACAACAAUCGCUUGGUCACUUUCCCGACAUGGCAGCUUCACAACCUUCAGCAGAAGAGCAGCUUGACUGCUUUGGCUGUCGGGCGCAACUCCUGGUCUUGUCACUGUAAAUUCCUCCAGGAGCUGACGGAGUUUGUGUCCAGCAGUUCCAUGGUCAUCCAAGACGCCCAGGAUAUCUACUGCGUCGAUGGAGCCGUAAAACGGGAGCUCGACUUAAAUGCUUCCGCAGGCUGCAAUGAGCAGUACGCAGGGAACACGGCUGCGAUUCCAAACCAGGACGUCUACACGGGAUACAUUCCCUUAUUGGCAGCCGUUCUAGUCCUUAUUGUGCUCAUAAUAAUUUUGAUUGUUGUAUUCGUGUUCCGGGAGUCGGUUCGGAUGUGGCUUUUCGCUCAUUAUGGAGUGCGAGUCUGUGAAUCACGGUUCGAUGAUGCUGGAAAACUAUAUGACGCCAUUAUCCUGCACUCGGCCAAGGAUUACGAGUUUGUGUGUCGAACAAUUGCAGGCGAGCUGGAACACGGCAGACCCCCAUUCCGGCUGUGCAUCCAACAGAGGGAUCUGCCUCCUGAUGCUUCACACCUGCAGAUCGUCGAAGCCACACGGGCGUCAAGGAAGAUGAUCGUUAUCUUGACUCGAAACUUUCUGCAAACUGAAUGGAUAAGAACGGAGUUCCGCAGUGCAUUCCACGAAGCGCUAAGGGGGUUGACGAGCAAACUGGUGUUCAUCGAGGAAACGGACGUCGGUCCCGAGGCGGAAGAGGUGGCUGAACUUCAACCUUACUUAAAAUCCAUCCCCAGCAACAGGAUCCUCACGAGCGAUCCAUACUUUUGGGAGAAACUUCGAUACGCGAUUCCCAUCGAACUCUCCCCCCGGGGUAAUAACUACACGAUCGACCAUCAUGAACGCUUCAAACAACCUGUGAGUCCAGGUGUGAUAUUUCGACAGGCACCUCCCCCGCCGGCCUAUUAUCAGGACGGUGACGAGACUAAUUACUCGUCCGCAACGACAGCCACGCCGAGUCCACGCCCCGCACGACAUCCCCUCAACGAUAUCCCCAUGCGACCGCCCUCCGAGCACAUUUACUCAAGCAUAGACUCCGAGUACAGUGGCUACGACCACGAGAACCUUUCAAUGAUACCAAGCGGAGCCGGAGCGAUUUGCAACCCUCAACACAAAAUGCAAAAAUUGCAUACGGCCGCGACGACGAGUAGUGGCGGACAUCCCUCGAAUUGGCGGCCCCUCAACACUGCGGCCGUUCAUGCGUCCAUUCAUCGUAGCAGUGGAGCACAACCGCAGCCUCAAACGCCGGUCGCAGGCAGCAGCAGCGGCAGUGGAACGAGUACAGCACCGGCCCCUGCUCCAGGUGGUGCGAAUUCAAGCGGAAACACCAACAGUGGCCAAGCAUUCCUGGUUUAGCGGCUCGCACGGCUCACCCGUCCGCCUACAAGUCAUUUAAUUUUAGGAACAAAUGGAUAUGAAAGAACUGCCAACCGGAAGACAGCGAGCGCUCACCAUGCAAUGUACCAAUGAGGACAACGGGCCCAACCCACCAAUUAGAAGCGAUCAUGGCUGCGAUUCCUGUGAGUCGGCCAGUGUGUCUGCAAAAGCCUCGAGGUCAAUCCGAACACCCGCCACAAUUCCCUGUAACACAAGGAAACAAAUUCAUGUGAUAUAAUUGUAUUAACUUUAUUUUAUUUUUCGAUUACUUAUACAGUUAGUUGUAAGGACGUAGAUGUAAGGACAGCUCUAAUGACUCAAUGCCUGGAUAUUUCGGCUUGUAAAUAAUAUUUCAUGGUAAAAAUGCCUUAAAAUUGAUAGGGAAUAGGAGGGAGCGGCCAUAGAGGAAUUGAUAUGCGCUUGGGGGUGAACAUUGACGCGAUAUGAACUGUGGAAUUCGGGACAUUUUUUCCUGCGUAGGUCAAGCCCCUGAACGAUUAUGAUGCGACUAAAUUGCAAGUGUAAACACGGUAUAAGUCUACAUAGGACAGGGUUAUCCUUCAGUUGCCCGGCAGACCAAUUCGGCCCUUGGUUUUUGAUAUUCAUUUGGGAAUAAGAGACUAAAUUCAUCCUAAGAAAUGCAUAUAUCUGAUUUCGGUACAUUCAUCAUCAUUGUUAAUGUGAACGUUGAGAUCAACCGCCUUGAAAGGGUUGUGCAAGCUCGCAUCACCGCUUAACAAGUCAAGUUACAAACGAGCCCAACUUCUCCAGCAGUCAAGGUUAACAGAACUUAAUUCAAAACCACAUAAAGCUACAUAACCAAGUAGCAAGUUGACCGCCGACACCGCUACAAAGGCUUCCAGACCGAAUUAGAUCAUAGACCAGAAAACUCUAUGAACUGGCAUUUUUUAAACUCUAAUCAUAGUAAUUUUCCAAAACGAGACCCUCCUAUUUAGGUAAACUUGGCUGGACUAUUUUUUGUCCCCUUUCCUGCUUCUCGAAAGAGGUAAAAACCAUUUUUGCGUCAAACAUCCAAUUAAUUUACGCAAAAUCCAAUUCAAUGGUGUCACUUUCUUCAAACUUAUUGCUUGUGUUUCGUCCACUAAUGAGCUCUAAUUUCGCGAACCGCCAUUGAUCAUUAAUGCAAGAAUUCCAAAACCAAUCCCAAUCCUACACUUCCUUAUCUGAAUCUUUUCUAAAAAUCUAUAAAUAAUCAAUGGAAAAUGUCGCGAUAACUUUCUGGGCCGAUAUGCUCAUGCAUAAUAAUUAAACCAAUCGCAGCGGCCGACCCUAAGUGCUACCUGCGGCUUUUAUAAUUUCUUCAACAGUUAUGAGGCGACUGUACUGGCUCGGACCACACAUAUGAACACAUACGCGACUAGAUAGUGGGCAAUCCGCACCAAAACUAAAAAAAAUCUUCAUAAGUUUCCGAUCCAUGCAAAAAAAAAGUUUAGAUGAAUGAGCGGGCAAUAUCGGGCUCUUAAUUGAUUACUGUUGUUACCUGUGAAUUUAUUGCUCUCAUAAUUUACUCCCAAGCUUCGUGCAGACUGAAUUACUGCAAGAUCAAGCUGAAAUGUAAUAUUCUGGAUCCUCCUUCUUAGAAGAAUAGAUAAAUAAUUUUUUUUUUGGGGACCAGAAAGACUUAAAUGGCUGCUCCCUCUCUACAUUCGAAUUUCACAAGAAAAGCCUUUCAUUAUUUAGAAAGAGAACGAAACAAAUCUUCUUUCCUCGAUCACCUAAAAGAAAAAAACAUUAAAAAAAAAAAUCGAUGUAAAAAUUUAAUCAUUGACUGAUAGUUAAAAAUAGGAAGAAAGUGAUAAGACUUUUCACCUUGUGCUCCUUAGAUUCGUUGAAUGAAUUAAGAAAGAUGAAAUUAUUAUAUUUGAAGCUGGAACUCUAAAAAUCUCAACAGAGAAGCCUUUCGAUAAAACAAGAAACUCUUUCAGACAACUGAACAGUAUUGUUAUAUUUUUACUUUGGCAAAAGGAUUUCCACGUUUGUGUACAGUUAAAAUUCGCUUGGAAGAGAUCUAUUAAUUUGUAUGUAAUAUUUAUUUAGUUCUAGAAUUCCAUCUAGUUUUAGGUAGGAUGAGAAAAUUUCAGUUAGAAAUCAUAAAACUGUAUUUAUUCUAUUGAUUUGUACAUCUGUGUAUAUUGUAUUCGUUUAAUAGGAAACAAAUUAUUUCUCUUGUUCGUGGAUUAGAUAGAACUGAAAGAGAUGUAUCUGUAGAAGUCAAGAUUCCAUAAAAUAUGAAAAAAUAUAUA
Molecule: messenger RNA, 6683 nt
Organism: Hermetia illucens (black soldier fly)
Lineage: Eukaryota; Metazoa; Arthropoda; Insecta; Diptera; Stratiomyidae
Gene: 18w
Product: toll-like receptor 7
Exons: 1
Coding region: 316-4398 (1360 amino acids)
Biological process (GO): signal transduction
Cellular component (GO): extracellular matrix
Molecular function (GO): protein binding
Source: RefSeq, a predicted model, not a curated record